AUGCGCGGUGACUCUGUUUGGCGAAGCUCGGUGGAUCACACGACGUGGGAACACGGCCAAGUUGGUGGAUUUACUGCUCCCAGCGCCGCGCCACGGAUUCGAUGUGCGGGUCAGGAGCGAGCAUUAGUUACUACGAAGGCAAAUCGCGAUCGCGGCGUUCCACGACAACAAGUCUGCUGGCAGUCUGUUGGUAAGCGGCCAGGAAUUCCCGAGGUGAUUGACGGGCCACUGACCGAGCCCUGGGUGCCGCCGAGCGAGGCCCAGUUGCUCAUCUGCAGCAGAUCCAAGGGGUGCCCCUGUCUGUCAUGUGAGAAGCGUCGGAGGUGCCAAAAGUUUGGCUGUGUUCCGAGGAUGGGCCGUAGCCAAUGA
Messenger RNA from Trypanosoma rangeli, 369 nucleotides. RefSeq lists its product as uncharacterized. The coding region runs from base 1 to 369 and encodes 122 amino acids. NCBI's taxonomy places the organism in Eukaryota, Euglenozoa, Kinetoplastea, Trypanosomatida, Trypanosomatidae. The transcript has a single exon. The record is from RefSeq and is a predicted model, not a curated record.